AUGGAUCGCCGGCAUUCCCGGAAGGAGGCCCGAAAGCGGCGCAGGGCAGCCGGCGGUGCCCGGCGCGGGCGUGACGGCCGCGGCGAAGGUUCAAGGGACCGAGAUCAGUCGGGGCGUGCGGGGUUGCCCGUGUGCAGGCAGUUCCAGAGGUCCGGGACCUUCAGUUGCGGAGCCGAGUGCCAGCAUGAACAUCGACCGCGGCGGGGGCGCUUGUCUGAACCUGGGGGAAGCUCCUUGUGGGAAGGCCGUCCGCAGCAGUCUGGGGGGCCCGGGAGUUCCAGGGCGCCCCCUUGCUGGGAGUUUUUGACGCACGGGACUUGCCAAUUCGGCCGCGGCUGCAAGUUUGAUCAUCCGCCCAAAGGGGGCAGGGCGUCCGGCUCUGAGCAAAGCUCCUCUUUGGGCGACCAAACUUGGCAGCCGGGGGGGGCUCGGGAUUCAAGGGCACCUGCCUGCAGGGACUUUCCGAGACACGGAGCCUGGAGAUACGCCUCUGACUGUCGGUACGGUCAUAGGGUGGGAGAGGCCAGCUUGUCUGUGCCCGAGGAGAGUUCCUCGAGAGCACAUCGGGAGUCGCGGGGGACGGCCCGCCGGCGUUCAACGUCGCCAUGUAGGGACUUUCAGAGACACGAUACUCGUAGAUUCGGAUUCCAAUGUCGGUACGAUCACCCACCGGCAGAGGGCAGCGUGUCUGCCCACCAGGAGAGUUCAUCGCGCGGAGAACGUCCGCCGGAGACGGAGCACACCAGGAGUUUGGGUGCGCCGCCCAGUGAGCACGUUGUGAGAUACGGGACUGGGGCGCACCGGGGCUGCAGGUAUGAUCAUCCGUCGGACGGGCAAGGCAGGCCCCGUGAGAAGGGGGCACACGAAGAGGUGGACGCCAGGUCGGCCCCGUCAAGGGGGGCAGACCUAACAGAAGAAGCGUGGCGUACAUUCAAGCGACUGUCCCGGAGUGAGUUUAAAACGGAGCACGAAAUGAGGAUGUUUCUGCAGGCAGCGUGGGAUUGUUGCCAGUCGAAAUCUGGAAAUGAGUGCCUGCGAAUUCUUGCGGGCAAGGAUGCAUCCUACGAUGGGAUUGGGAGGGUAGCAGACAUCUGCAUGGAAAAGGAGGCUCCCUUCCGGUUAAUUGUCCUCCCACUGCUGCGGCUCGCCAGCUGCGACGGCAUUGCAAAGGGGACCCUCAUGCAGUACACGAACCCCUUCCUUCUGUGCAUCAUGCAUUGUCUCAACCUUGAAAGGAUCGCGGCCGGUGUGAAGGAACUUGCGAUAUCGGAGACGAUCAAGGCCACUGCGAGCGGUCAGAAGAGAAAUGAUGUGGAGUCCAAAUGCUGGGAGCCGUCUUCAUGGCAGGAUGUGGCGCUUCCCGUCGCGAAGUAUUGCCAUGAAAUUCUGAAGCGAUUCCAUGAGGAUGAAGAAAGAGUUGCCAAGGGCGUUCGAGAAAUUCAGGAGCAACUGAGGAAUCUGGAGUCCAAGUUCUCAACUUCCGAGGGGAGAAAUGAAUUGUGCAAGGAGGCCGAACGCCAAAUGGAAUACGUGGACAGCCUGGUGGAGAGCAAGAUCGGUCAAUACGAUCGAGGGAAGGCGAUACUGCAGCUGCAGAAGCGCAAAGAAGAUUACGAGGCGGAAUUUAGAAAAUUGUUUCCAAAAAAUCCCGGAGAGAUAGGCGAGCCCCCAGGGAAGCUGCGGAAAGAGGGACCAAGACACGAUAAUGAUCACGUGGAGAUCGAAAAGAUUAUCGUUGCCCCGACUCCUGAAGAGGUGCUCUGUCGUGUACAGCCCUACCUUCCAGCAAACAGGCCUGGAGGGCUGAGGUUCUUCUCGAAUCCGCGAGAGGCCCAUCGCGACAUGCAUUACCGUCUGACGCGCCACGACAUGGUGGCUGAAGUCCAAUACGCAAUUUCAGCAUUCGAAAGGAACGGAGGCAUCAAAGGUUUCAAGAAUAAGAGCAGGAAUCUGAGGAAGAUAUACCGGACUGUAGAAGGAGAUGGCGGAAAAGGCUCUCACCAUGUUGAUUUGGACGUGUACACGAACGCCAGAUCAAGAGGCAUUGAUUCAAACCACCGGUCAGGAAUCCAUUUUCUGGUGGAGUUCGAUGACAUUCCAACCGUGCAGAACUUGAACCAAAAGAGGCGCGCGGCGUGGUGGGAUAAUACAAAAAGGCUGCAGCACGGGACGCUGGUGUGCCUCUGGUAUGAAGAAGAAGGGCAGGCAACUAAGCCCGGAGACUCGGCGACUCCGCAGCCUCUCUUGGGUGUAAUUUGUGAAAGAAACACAGAUCUCUUGGCACCCAAGAGGCCGCGGAGAGCCUCGAUAGGAAUCAGGUUCACUGAGGGGCGCCCUGGCAGAAGCAUCAUUUCCAGAUCCUUGGGAUUAGAAACUGGAGGGGAGGCCGUAUUGAUUCAAACAGGAGGAGGAAGUUUUUUUGGAUACGAGCCAAUUCUGAAGGCUCUCAAGACUGCCCCUAUUCCAUUCGCAGAUUACAUCACGUCGAAGCCGAAUGUAGAGUGCACUUCGUCGCAGAUGGUGGUUCCGCCUCCCGCGUACAUUUGCAGGAAAGGAUUCGAUCUUUCUUGUCUUGCAACUCCGGGAGAAGAUGGAUCCAUGAGGCGCAUUGAGGGAUUGAUGAAUGUCGACCUGUCGUCACCGGAAGACUUCCCCGAAUCUUUGCUUACGCAAGAGAGCACCCUCGAUGUCGCCCAGAUAAGAGCCCUGAAAGCGGCGUUGACGAGAGAGGUUGCGUUGAUACAGGGCCCCCCUGGCACAGGGAAAACGUACCUGGGAAUCCAAAUCGUGAGGGUUUUGGUGGCCAAUUCCAAGGCUUCUAAAGCACCAGGACAGCCAGCCGGUGAGGACAGUGGCCACACACCGUUAUUGUGUGUCAGCCUAACGAACCACGCAUUGGAUCAACUCCUGGCGGGGCUCAUAGAAAGCGGUGUAAGGAAUGUUCUGCGGCUGGGCGGGCAAGUUCGCCGCGAGGAAAUGAAAGAACUGAAUGUGAAAACGAAGAGCCGCAAGUGCCCCGACAUUUCCUCUCUCCUCUACGACAGAUCAGUGACCUAUCGAAGUAUCCAAAACACUUCGUGUGCCCUCGAAGAGAAGAUCAGAACCAUCAGGAGCUUGCAGAGGGCUAAAAGGCUGAGAUUCAGAGACGUAGAAGCCAUCCUGAAAAUGGACGCACCUGAUUUAUAUGGCUCCCUUGUGGGCAACAAGGAUGAUGAGGAUGACUUCUGGUGGUGUCCUGAAAACGGCGACGAUGACUUGGGACCGUGGGUGCACUGGUGUGAGGGGCUAGAGGAAAGCAAAGGCUUUGGAUUUGCAGAGGUGAAGAUGGAUACACAAGGUGGAGCCGAGACUUCCAAUGUGUUUGAAGUCCUAUCUGAGGAAAAGCCCGACACUUUGGCGUCGUGGAUGCACCAGUUGUCGACGAGGAGCCGCCCGGGACCGAAACGGGGAAAAGAAUCAAGCCGAAGACGCACAGAUGGGGACGCCGACAGGCAGUUGGCUGAACUUCUGGAAUGCGACGACGCAUGGUCCAUGAGCAGAAAUGAGAGGCAAGUGGUCAUGCGCUACCUGAAGGAGCAGAGAAUGGAAGAACUGAUGAACGAGCUGCAGGCAUACAUCUGGUGCAACGAAGAUUUGAUAGAGCCCUUGCGCAAUAUAGAUGAGGCAAUCUAUCUCUCAAUGAUGAGGAGGGCAGACGUCGUUGGCAUGACUACGUCUAAGGUGGCUGCGCACCAAAAUCUCAUCGCUGCACUCAGUCCAAAGGUGGUGAUCGUGGAGGAGGCGGCGGAAGUUUUGGAGUCGCACGUGCUGACGAGCCUGUCUGCUUCAACCGAACACCUCAUACUCAUCGGGGACCACAAGCAGCUGCGGCCCAAGGUGCAACUCUACGACAUGGAAGUUGAUUCGGAGAUGGGGCUCAACCUGGACAUGUCCAUCUUUGAGCGGCUGGUGGUUUCAAUGAACCUCCCAUGUGUGACUCUGAGGGAGCAGAGGAGAAUGCGGCUAGAAAUUUCAGAGCUUAUAAAGGGCACAGUGUACCGCGAUCUUUCUGACCACGAGGCGGUGAAGAGCUACCCUAACGUCGCCGGCAUGAAAAAGAACGUCUUCUUUGUCGACCACGACCACCGCGAAUCUAGCCAUGAGCAUGGGAGGUCGAUUAAAAACCUUUGGGAGGCUAAAUACGCAGUGCGUCUUGCGCAGCACCUAUAUCUUCAGGAAGCCUACGGAACAGGUGAGAUCGCCAUAAUCACUCCAUACGUUGGUCAACUAAAUCUGAUCAGGGAACAGCUCCGUGCCAUUAAAUUGAAGGAAGCCAUCUAUGAGCGCGAUGCAGAAGAUUUGAAGAAUCUCGACAAAGGAGAAGAUGAAGGCCCUAAUGAUGCGGACUCCUCGCACAGCCCACGGGCAAGAAAUGGAAAAGAGGUUGAAGGCAGUCGUUUACCACAAUCAUUUGUGCUGAAUAGCCUGAAGGAGCGCAUACGAAUCGCCACGAUCGACAAUUUCCAGGGGGAAGAAGCAAAUGUGGUAAUUCUUUCGUUGGUGCGCAAUGGGAGGAUCGGGUUCCUCAAAAGCGAGCAUCGGGCCAAUGUUCUGCUGUCGAGAGCAAAGAUGGGAAUGUACAUACUUGGCAACGCCCGAACGCUGCGGAGUUACAGGGAGGACGGCAUGUGGAAUGGCGUCCUCGAUGUGUUGGCUGAUGGCGGCUGUCUGGGGCGGGAGCUCGAGUGUGUCUGCCCGAACCACCCAGAGUACGUUGCAAGGAUAGCCGAUUGGAAGGACUUUGAAGAGCGAAUUCCAAACGGGGGUUGCGGCAAGAGUUGCGAGUUUCGGCUUGCCUGCGGACACAGCUGCCCGAGGACAUGCCACGCCGAUGAUGCUGAGCACAAGCGGGCCUGUUGCAAUGAGCCAUGCCGGAAGGAGCUGCCAUGCGGGCACAGUUGCGAAAAUCUGUGCCACGAGAAAUGCGGACAAUGCAGGAGGAAUGUGCCGGAGGUGAAGCUUCCCUGCGGUCAUUCAAAGCGCAACGUGCCGUGCUGGAUGUCUGGAGAGUUGAGCGCAAUACCAUGCACGGAAAAGGUGGAGUCCAUUAUGCCCAAAUGCAAGCACAAGAUAACGACCGACUGCUGCGACGCAGCACGCUACGUGUCCGGAGGGGAGACGUGCCCGGUGCCCGAGAAGGUCACACUGGAUGGAGCGUGCGGUCACACCAUCGAAAUCAAAUGUGGCGCUCGCGAGGAAUAUUUGGCCGAUCCAACGCUGUGCACUGCCGAAUGCGCUGCAGUUCUUCCUUGCGGCGAUUUGUGCAAAGGGAGGUGCGGAGAGUGCCAAGGACGGGAAGCUGCGGGGAAUUCGGAUACUGGGCGUGCGGCUGCCGUUGGCAGCGCACGCCCAGGUGGACACAAGCGUUGCGGAAGGAAGUGCACCCGACAGCUGCCGUGUGGUCAUGAUUGCAAGGCGGAGUGCCAUCAGCACGAGCUGAUCAAAGACGAAAAAGGCCAUGCAAAGACCGUGUGUCCUCCCUGUAGCAGUCUCUGCGGAAUGAAGUGCUUCCACAGCUCCUGCAAGAGACCCUGCAAGGACGCGUGCCCUCCAUGCGUCCACGAAUGUGUGUGGAAGUGCACCCACAGAGGCGCCUGUCCUGUGCCGUGCGGCGCUCCUUGCAUAAGGAUUCCAUGCGAUCAAAGAUGCAGAAAGAAAUUGGCCUGUGGGUGUCGCUGCCCAGGUGUGUGUGGGGAAGAAUGCCCUUCCAGUCGCCACUGUUUGAAUUGCGCCUCUCCCAAGGUGAAAAAUCAGGUGAUAGAUUGGUGCACGGGUGCGACGUACGGAGACAUCACAGAAGGCCAGUUGAAUAGGGACCCCAUUGUUGUGCUUCCUUGUGGCCACCUUUUCGUCACUUCAUUCCUGGACGGGCACAUGGAGCUUUCCGAAGCUUAUAGGAAGGAUGGAAACGGCAGGCGGAUUCAUCCUGUGCAGAUGGAACUGGGCUCCAAUCUGAAGGGAUGCCCCUUGUGCCAACGCCCAAUCAUGCACAUCCGGCGCUAUGGGAGGGUGGUCAACCAGAAGCUCAUCGACCUCGCAGAAAGAGCUUUCUUCGACCAGUACGAGAGAAGGCUCAGUGCUGCAUGGCAAGAACUGAGAAAACUAGAAGGAAAGGUCAAAGGAAUUUGCGAAGGAGGCAAAGACAAAAGGAAAAUCAACAAGACGAAGGCCAAAAUCGCUCAAAACUCGGCAGCUUUCGAGAAGGUCCACGCCGAUUGCCGAGAAAUCAGUUCCCCGAAGUUCCAACUUUACAGCAGGUCGAGAACUGCUGUUCGUGAAUGGAGCGCCGUACAAGGCAAGAACGUGCAGGACAUCGAACGCAUGAUCGAAGUCUUUGGGACCCACAAGCCGGACCUCACCAUGCACGCAAGGGCCCUUAUUGGAGUUGGAAGAUCUGCCGCAGCUUGGCUGGCGAUCAAUUCGCUGCAAAUAAGCGACACGGCGGCGGUGGCCACUGGCGGGGGUGAUGCGGACGCAGACCAAGUGUGCUCCCAAAGGAAUGAUCGGCAGCGGCCAAGGGGGGACCAGGAGCAGAAGGCACAGGGCUCUGAGAGAUCUGAAACUGCAAGUGAGGCAGAGACUGAGGAUGACAGCUCUGAGGAUGAGGUUGAAUACCCGGUGGCUGCGACCUCGAGAAAUAAGCAGGUCCUGAUCAAGCGGGCCAUUCGAUAG
Messenger RNA from Ostreobium quekettii, 6711 nucleotides. The record is from the annotation of a GenBank genome assembly. NCBI's taxonomy places the organism in Eukaryota, Viridiplantae, Chlorophyta, Ulvophyceae, Bryopsidales, Ostreobiaceae.